AUGGCCACUGAAGGCACGUCGCGCCUCUUCGUCCAGGACCUGCCGCCGCACUGCGACGAGCAGGCGCUGCGGAAGCACUUUGCUGAAUACGGCGUCACGGACGUCCAGAUCCCGCGGCGCAAGACCGAUAAAAAGAAGUCGCGAGGCUUCGCGUUCGUGGGAUUGAAGGACGCGGACAGCGCCCAGCGCGCGGCCAAGGCCCUGAACGGCGCCUACUGGCGGACGUCGAAAUUGCGAGUGGCGCCGGCGGCGAAGCGCAAGGCGCCCGUACCGACCGAGCCGCCGAAAAAGAAAAAGGCCAAAAAAGUAGUUCCGCCUCCAAAGGAGCGCCUCGCCCCCACGAAGCGCGAGCGCUUCCUCGAGCUGGCCGGGGUCAAGCAAGAGGCGCCCGCGGAGCCCGAGCCGGUAGAGCGGUCCGAGGAGGCCUUUGAUGCUGGUUUGGACGACCUCGCGUACCUGCGGUCGAAGCGGGACGGGGUACGCGGCGGUGUCCUCGUACGCGCGCCGCGUCGUGUCGGUGGCUCGGCCGAGAGCGCCCCGACGACCGCGAGUCAACGGCUCACGCUAUCACCACGCAGGCCGACGAGGCACCGGCCGAAGAGGCGUCGGACGGCGACGACGACGGCAACGCGCGCGUCUUCCUGUCGAACAUCCCGUACGGCGCGUCGGAAGAAAACGUCGAGAGUCUCUGCGAGAGGUACGGCGCCGUCAGUGAAGUCCACCUGCCCAUCGAUGCGAAGUCGAGAAAGCGGAAGGGCUUCGGGUUCGUGACCUACGUCCUCCCGUCUGAUGCCGAUAGAUGUGUAGAGGGUCUGCACGGUUCGGCCUUCGAGGGACGGGUUCUGACGGCUCAGAGAGCGGAGGCGAGGCCGGCGGACCACGCGCCCAUCAGACGGACCUUCGCCGACAAGCGGGCUGAGGAGCGGAAGCAAAAAGCGUCGACCGAAGAUCAAUCGCGCGAAUUUAUAUCAGCUUCAUCGGCAAAGGACGCGGCCGCAGAGCGCGCCGGCGCGUCGAAGGCUCAACUGUUCGACCCUACUCGUAGUGAUGCGGCCGUCGCGUCGACGCUGGCCGAGAGCGCGGCGCAGAACGAAGCCCGAACCUACUUCGCACAAAAAGGCUACGCCCUCGACGCGGCCACACGAUCAAGGACCGCUUUAUUGGUGAAGAACCUGCCCGCGUCGACGUCCGUACAGGAUGUCCGUACUCUAUUCGCGCAGUCUGGCGUCGUGACAGAUGUGUUGCUGGCGCCGUCUCAUACCAGUGCUAUUGUCGAGUUCGAGCAGCCGACCGAAGCGCGAACGGCCCUCAAGAAGCUCGCCUACAGGGCCUUCGACGGCACGCCGCUCUACGUGGGCUGGGCCCCUGCGCGGAAUGAGGAUUCGGACGACGAAGUGCAAACGGGAACUAUUUUCGUCAAAAGCUUGUCGUUCGCCACGUCCACGCAGGACCUGGAGCGGCACUUUGCGUCAGCAGGCAAGGUGAGAUCGGUGGUCUUCCCCGGGUCCGCGGACGAGGGCUUCGCGAACCGCGGGUUUGGAUUCGUCGAAUUUAGUAGUGCGACGGACGCGGCCAAGGCCCUGAGUCUCACGGAUCUGAAUGGCCGCACGCUGGUCAUCGAGGCGAGCCGCGUGUCCAAGAAGGCGGCUUCGUCUUCCAAGAAACAGUCGAAGCUCGUUAUUCGCAACCUCGCCUUUGCGGCGUCGGCCGGCGACGUGCGCGACCUCUUCGGCACCUUCGGGUCCCUCAAGAACGUGCGGGUCCCGAAGCGCUACGACGGGCGGGCGCGCGGGUUUGCCUUUGUGGAGUUUGAGAGGCCUCAAGACGCGGCGAGUGCUAGGCGCGCUUUGGGCGCGGCGCACCUGUACGGGCGGCACCUCGUGAUCGACUGGGCCGAGAACGAGCGGGAGGGCGUAAGCUGAUGUUUG
Messenger RNA from Pelagomonas calceolata, 1928 nucleotides. The record is from the annotation of a GenBank genome assembly. Lineage: Eukaryota; Pelagophyceae; Pelagomonadales; Pelagomonadaceae.